Molecule: messenger RNA, 821 nt
Organism: Callorhinchus milii (elephant shark)
Lineage: Eukaryota; Metazoa; Chordata; Chondrichthyes; Chimaeriformes; Callorhinchidae
Product: coagulation factor XI-like
Exons: 4
Coding region: 1-591 (196 amino acids)
Biological process (GO): proteolysis
Molecular function (GO): serine-type endopeptidase activity
Source: RefSeq, a predicted model, not a curated record
AUGGUUGCAGAUUGCGGUGAGCGCAUUCCGCCGCCUAUUUCCACCAACCGGAUCAUUGGGGGCUCCACAGUGUCGAUGGGGGAGUUCCCCUGGCAGGUCAGCCUGCACGUGCGGGAGGACCAUGUCUGCGGCGGCAGCAUCAUUACCUCCAAGUGGAUCCUCACCGUGGCACACUGCGCCGACAAGCAAGUCAUUCUCUCUCGGGGCUUUGUUUUAACAGUGCCCUUCGCCUGCCAACGUGUCUUUGAGACAACCCGGUGCAGUGGGCAGUGCUCGCUCUCGCCUCCGAGUCCUCUGUCCGACUUACUAAUGAAAGCCAAAGUGCCUUUACUGAGUAAUGAUGUCUGCAAUGAUCUCUACAAAGGCAGAAUGCAACCCAGCAUGCUAUGUGCUGGGUUUUUACGUGGUGGAGUUGAUGCCUGUCAGGGCGACAGUGGCGGCCCCUUAAUGACAGAGAAGAAUUCUACCUGGUGGUUGGUGGGCAGCAUCAGCUGGGGUCUUGACUGUGGCCGUCAAAACAAACCGGGCAUCUACACGAACAUCAGCUUUUUCCUGGACUGGAUUUACAUGAUUAUGAAGUUAAACCGAUGAGGACCAUUUGGUGAUAGUACGUUUGGCAACAGAACAAGCAAAGACCAUUCCCCUGGACCACAUGACAGACACUCAGCUAUGGACCCAUGUCUCAAGGAGAGACCAACAAUUCAAUGAGCUUACGAGACUCUGAGACGCCAUUCAAUACUGGAUUUCGCCUUCCCACCAAUUCAAUGUUAUUCGGCGAAUGUGGAGAUAUGUGUGGACAGAAGACAUUUAGGACCCCCUCU